AUGUCUUAUCCCCGGACCUCGCGCGUGCGGAGGGCAUUGCAAGAACGCAGUUCAGCUCACAACAAUGAAAGAUCACCAAAUCGGUCGUUGCGCAUGGUGUCGGACCAGGAAGAUGUCGACAUGUAUACCACGACGCCAUUCCCGACCAAGCCGGAGCAGAUUCUGCUGCCCAUGCCCGGCAAAGGACAGCAAGAGUACAUCUCAGACACUGGGUUUAGUUAUUCAGAUCACCACCUAGGACCCUCCACGUCUGCGUAUUCUUCACCAUCCUUCAGUCAGAGCACCGCCCCCAACAGCCCCCACAGCCCGCGCGAUCAUUCCAUUGGGGAGAGUUGGGAUGUUUCGUCAACUGUGGAUACCGGCCACUCGCCGCCGCAGCUGUGGGAUGAGGAUCCAUCUUCUAGCAAGUCGUCUUUGCCAGAUCUUGGUUCCGGUAAAGCGCGGGACUGGAGAUCCGACAGCUCGGAGCCAGAGUAUUCUGACGAUGAGAUGAUUGUGCUGCCGACAGCCACGCCAACUAUCAAGGCAGUCCUUUCGGAGCCACCCACUUCGCCAAAAUCUUCGCAAGGCUCCGCGGAGUCGAUGGGCUACUCCAGCCCGAAUCUCGAGCAGAUUGGUGCUCCGUCAAGUCCUAACUUUGUAAUGCUGGAUAACUCGAGCAUGAAUUUCCACCGUCCUGCCACUGCAUCCUCAGAGUCAGACCCCAGAACCAACUCGCUGUCUUCGUACAACUCCCGCGGUACCGUGGUGAGACACGCCGGCGCCGCUCCCUGGAUCAACACAGCAUCGUCGGAGCAAUUGAGCUACCGCUCUCCAUCCUUCCGGUCCAGUCCCCCUUGGCAAUCCGUGGCGUCCUUCCGUUCAACAUCGCGCGCACCAUCAGGCAGCCGCUCGCGCUCGGCGACCUCGUCCUCACGCAGCCUCCGCUCAGUAUCUGACCUGCAGGCAGCCAUCGACAACGGCGUUCCAAUUCAAUACCCGCGUAUCCGCGCGCCAUCGUCAACAAGCUCCCGCGCCGCCAGUUCAGUCAAACCAGAGCGCGACUUUACGCCGGGUCCAGCCUCUGGCCGAUGGAAUCCUCACCUGUCCACUGUCUCUUCAAUUUGGUCUGCGGAGGAACUGACCAACCUCGCCGCGCAAGCGGAGACCACCUCAGACUCAGAAAUGGCUGAACCAUCGCCACCGCCAGCAGCAGCGCUGAAGAGCGAGAAUACACGUUCCUCCGUAUGGCUCGUGGAGUCCUCCAACGACAGCGACGAAGAGCGCUUAGACAGUCUGACAAACCUCCCAGUGCGGCCAAUCUUCAGCCAAAGCCUAUCCUCUGGCUCAAAACGAAGUAAUAGCAACCGCAGCUUGCAACGUCCAGGCACAGGAUCCAGUACAAUCCUCAAUAUCCUGCCAACCUGGGCCAAGGUUUACUACCUGCGCGAACCAAUGGGCCUGAACUCAACCCUGUCAAUGAUCGACGCGAGUCGGCCAUCCUCCACUCGCCCCGGAACAUCCAACUCCAGCAACUUCAACUUCAACCUCAUGCCAACACCCUUGAACAUCCCCAGACCCAGAUCCCCAGAAAGAGAAAGACCUGUCUCCCCAGAGCGCGCGGCUAAUUCAAUCCCGCAACGCCGCAUCGAAAGCGAUCCUCGCGACCCGCGCGCUCACUGGGUGCCAUCUCCAGAACCAGAGCACGGCGAAUUCGUCAAUCAACGCUACAGACUCCAUCACAGCUGGUCGCCACAUCUCUUCCCAGACCGACGGGUCUUGCAACAUUCAAAUAGCAUCUGGAGACCUCCCUCCCUGGACUCACGCAAUGAACCGUUCUUGGGACGGAGGAAUGUCCAGGUCUACUCGUUCUGUCUGGGCUUCAUCUUCCCUCUGGCUUGGUGUAUUGCUGCUGUCCUCCCUCUCCCACCGAAACCGAAGAUGGGCCCUGAGAUGGUGGAGUAUGAGUCUGACUCGGAUGUUGAGGCCGCGCUUGAGGCGCAGUGUAUGAAUCUCCAGCAGCGGCGUCAUGAUAAUGCGCGCUGGUGGAGGAAUCUUAAUCGGUGGAUGAUCUCGCUUGGUGUGGUGGUUAUUGUUAUUAUUAUCACUCUUGCUGUUAUCGGUACUACUACGGGCUUCUAA
This is a messenger RNA of Penicillium antarcticum, 2121 nucleotides long. RefSeq names its product putative serine-rich protein. The transcript is spliced from 2 exons. Lineage: Eukaryota; Fungi; Ascomycota; Eurotiomycetes; Eurotiales; Aspergillaceae. The coding region runs from base 1 to 2121 and encodes 706 amino acids. The record is from RefSeq and is a predicted model, not a curated record.